GUAAGUCUGAAAAUAGAGGACCACCAGAAGGGACACAACUGUAGAGUGGUGAAGCUGCGUUUAAGCUGCUCCUAAGAUCCGAUUGAGAGGGACUGGCAAUACUCAGUGGAGUUGAAAAUGGCGUACCUGCUUAUGUUUGUGACCCUGCUGCAUCUCAUCACAUUGGCAAUGCAGUUCAUUGCUACCAUGGAGAAGUCCUGGUGGGAGUGGGAUGGCCUGGAGAACUCAGACCUGUGGUACAACUGUAGGUUUGACAACUUCACAGAAUCUUGGUUGUGUACAUCCUCCAAAGAAACUGACUGGCUUCAUGCAGUUCAGAUCCUGAUGGUUAUCUCAGUGGUCUUCUCCUCUGUCUCCUUCUUGGUGUUCCUUGGUCAACUCUUCACCAUGUCUAAGGGCGGGCUCUUCUACUUCACUGGGCUGUGUCAAGUCUUUGCAGGGUUGACUGCCUUUUCUGCAGCUCUCAUCUACACAUUAAACAACAGGGAAAUCCUUCAGGACUCCAGAGAGCUGACAUCAGGACACUUUGGCUACUGCUUCAUCCUGGCCUGGGUGUGUGUCCCCUUGUUGCUGCUUAGUGGGGUCAUAUACGUCCACUUGCGUAAGAAAGAAUGACCAGACAAAUAAACACAAUGUCUAACAGAACGUUUUUUUUUCUUUUGAAGUAACAAAACAAUUGGUUUGACUUCUUGUUAAUCAGAAAUGUAUUUUUUCAGGACUCACAAAUGCAUAUGGUAUGAUCUUUGCUCAGGCUUCAACUAAUGUGAUGUUUUUUAAUUAUAUAAAUGACUAGGCCUACAUGUAUAUUGUUUUUCCCUUGACGACAUUUUGAAUUAAUUCAUUUAACAUUAAGUCAAUAUAUAAUGCCCAUGACCAAGGAAGAUAAAUACCAAAUCAGUUUAAUGUAUUUUUGUUAGUUUUAGGCUUUAUACGGCAUUUGAAUUGCUUUUAUAUUUUUUCUAGACCAAACUGGAAAUCUAUUUUUGUACCUAAAGCUUAUGUAGAAUAUAUUUAGUAACAUCUUUCAAUAAAUAUCACUCUAAGAAACACUA
This is a messenger RNA of Notothenia coriiceps (black rockcod), 1052 nucleotides long. RefSeq names its product epithelial membrane protein 3b (MAM blood group) (gene emp3b). The transcript has 5 exons. The record is from RefSeq and is a predicted model, not a curated record. NCBI's taxonomy places the organism in Eukaryota, Metazoa, Chordata, Actinopteri, Perciformes, Nototheniidae. Gene Ontology annotation, cellular component: plasma membrane. The coding region runs from base 118 to 615 and encodes 165 amino acids.